UGUUCAGAAACCUGAGGUUUUCGUUCAUUGUUCUUCCAACAUGGGAAAACAGAACACACAAUCCUAUGAUGCAACAAAAUUCUCUGUUCUAAACUGCAUCGACCUUUCCAAUCCUGACAUCAACCAAUCCGUGAAUUUGCUCAAACAGGCAUGCUUGGAUUCUGGUUUUUUCUAUGUUGUCAAUCAUGGAAUAAGCCAGGAAUUCAUGGACGAGGUUUUUGCACAAAGCAAGAAAUUUUUCACCCUUCCUCACAAGGAAAAGAUGAAGGUUCUCAGGAAUGAAAAGCAUAGGGGAUAUACACCUGUUCUUGAUGAACUACUUGAUCCUGAAAACCAAGUACAUGUAGGAGAUUACAAAGAAGGAUAUUAUAUUGGAGUUGAAGUAGCUGAGGAUGACCCAGAAUCGCAUAAACCUUUUUAUGGGCCAAAUAAAUGGCCUGCUCCAGAUAUUCUGCCUGGUUGGAGGGAGACUAUGGAGAAAUACCAUCAAGAGGCAUUAGAAGUAGGGAAAGCAGUUGCAAAGAUGAUUGCCCUAGCACUUGAUUUGGAUGCUAAUUUUUUUGAUCAACCAGAAAUGCUGGGAGAGCCCAUUGCAACUCUACGAUUGCUGCACUACGAAGGUCAAGUCUCAGAUCCCUUAAAAGGAUUAUAUGGAGCUGGAGCUCAUACUGAUUAUGGUUUAAUUACUCUGUUGGCAACAGAUGAUGUCUCAGGUCUUCAAAUAUGCAAGGAUAGGGAUGCUAAACCUCAGAUAUGGGAAGAUGUGGCACCAUUGAAAGGAGCAUUUGUAGUGAAUCUUGGUGACAUGCUGGAGCGGUGGAGCAACUGUAUUUUCAAGUCCACACUGCACAGAGUUCUAGGAAAUGGUCAAGAGAGAUAUUCUAUUGCAUACUUUUUGGAGCCUAGUCAUGAUUGUCUAGUGGAGUGCUUGCCAACUUGCAAAUCAGAUAGUAAUCCACCCAAAUUUCCUCCUAUCUUAUGCCGGGACUACCUGAGCCAGCGCUAUAAUGAUACUCAUGCUGAUUUGAAAAUUUACAAGAAACAGCCAACUUGAGUUGUCAAUCAUUUGGAGAUUUUUGUGUUUUAACCUUAUCAAUUACUUUAAGCAUUUUGAACUGCAUAUUUUAUUAGGAAUAACAGUGUCAAUACAUUAGCCAUGUUAUAUAUAGAUUUAGUUUAAAUGGCAAAUUAGAAUUUUUUAUUAUUUUGGGGUUGUGGGGGUAGGGGGAGUUUGCUGUUUGGUUAGUGCUUGUUGUUAAACAUAGAAGAAAAACAUAUAUGAAAUUAGCC
Gastrolobium bilobum is the source of this 1290-nucleotide messenger RNA. RefSeq names its product 2-oxoglutarate-Fe(II) type oxidoreductase hxnY-like. The record is from RefSeq and is a predicted model, not a curated record. The coding region runs from base 41 to 1054 and encodes 337 amino acids. NCBI's taxonomy places the organism in Eukaryota, Viridiplantae, Streptophyta, Magnoliopsida, Fabales, Fabaceae. The transcript has 11 exons.